GUCGCUCAAGCGCCCUUCCGGAGAUGGUCGGAGGUGGGAAGAGCUGGAGAGACCCGGGAGCGGAGGGCCGGGGCCCGAUCCCGGCCGCUCAGGACAAGUCUUCCCCGCUUCGCCUGUGCACUGGGAUUUCUUUCUGUCCUGACCUCCCUCAUCGGGUGCUUUGUUUUGGCAGUUGUCUUCACACGUCAGAGUCAUCUCUUCGGCCAGAUUGGUGAAGGCCAUGCCGCCCCCUGGGAAAGUUCCCCGAAAGGAGAAUCUGGGGCUACAGUGUGAGUGGGGGUCCUGCUCCUUUGUGUGCUCAGCCAUGGAGGAGUUCUGCGAGCAUGUCACUCAGCACCUCCGGCAGCACCUGCACGGCUCUGGGGAGGAGGAGGAUGAGGAGGAGGACCCACUUGAAGAAGAAUUCUCCUGCUUGUGGCAGGAGUGUGGCUUUUGCUCUAUGGACAGUUCUGCUGACCUCAUCCGCCACGUCUACUUCCACUGCUACCACACCAAGCUGAAGCAGUGGGGGCUGCAGGCUCUGCAGAGCCAGGCCGACCUCAGCCCCUGCAUCCUGGACUUCCAGAGCCGCAACAUCAUCCCUGACAUCCCUGACCACUUCCUGUGUCUGUGGGAGCACUGUGAGAGUUCCUUCGACAACCCCGAGUGGUUCUAUCGGCACGUGGAAGCACACAGCCUGUGCUGUGAAUACCAAGCGGUCGGCAAAGACAACCAGGUGGUGCUGUGUGGCUGGAAAGGCUGUACCUGCACCUUCAAGGACUGCCGGAAGCUUCGAGAGCACCUCCGCAGCCACACCCAGGAGAAGGUGGUGGCCUGCCCCACCUGCGGGGGCAUGUUUGCCAACAACACCAAGUUCUUAGAUCACAUCCGUCGCCAGACCGCGUUGGAUCAGCAACGCUUCCAGUGCUCUCACUGUUCCAAGAGAUUUGCCACGGAGCGGCUGUUGCGGGACCAUAUGCGUAACCAUGUGAAUCACUAUAAGUGUCCUCUGUGUGAUAUGACCUGCCCGCUGCCAUCGUCCCUCCGAAACCACAUGCGCUUUCGCCACAGCGAGGACCGGCCUUUUAAGUGUGACUGUUGUGAGUACAGCUGCAAGAAUCUGAUUGACCUGCGGAAGCACCUGGACACCCAUAGCAAGGAGCCAGCCUACAGGUGUGACUUCGAGAGCUGCGGCUUCAGCGCGCGAUCCCUCUGCUCUAUCAAGUCCCAUUACCGAAAAGUGCAUGAGGGAGACUCAGAGCCGAGAUACAAAUGUCACGUAUGUGACAAAUGCUUCACGAGGGGCAACAACCUCACCGUGCACCUUCGAGAGAAGCACCAGUUCAAGUGGCCCUCAGGGCACCCCCGUUUUCGGUACAAGGAGCAUGAAGAUGGCUACAUGCGGCUGCAGCUGGUUCGCUACGAGAGUGUGGAGCUGACGCAGCAGCUGCUGCGGCAGCCGCAGGACGGAUUGGACCCGGGAGCAUCGCUGAGUGAGAGCAGCCUGCAGGGCAUCAUUCUCGAAGCAGUGCCAGGGGAGCCGGGACCCCAGGAAGAGGCCGAAGAGGAAGAGGAGGGUGGGAGCGGUGACGGCACGGCCCUCGCAGCCUCUCAGGACACUCCCAGCCCCGUCAUCCAUGUGGUGAACCAGACCAACGCCCAGGGCGAGCAAGAGGUUGUCUACUAUGUGCUGUCCGAGGCCCCGGGAGAGCCCCCCCCAGCCCCCGAGCCCCCCUCAGGGAACGUCACGGAAAAGCUUCAGGGAAUAGCUGAGGAGCCACAAGUCCAGAUGGUGUGAGGGCUGCAGAGCCUGACCAUUCCUACCCCAGACCCUGGCGUGUGAGCCAGGCUGGUGGCAGUGCCCCUAGUGGGCAGCCCCUGCCAACGGAUGCCUUUAAGGGUGGUGCCAAGAGCUGUGUGGUGCACUCUGGACCCGGCUUGCGUCAUUCAGCGGAUCCAAAGGACUUCCUUUUCUGCCAGACGGCGCUUUGUGGGGACCUGAGAAGUUUGGGUUCCUUGAGGGGGAUGCGCUGGUUGUGUGUGUCCUUGUAGAGGGGCUGGUAUCAGGCUUACCCAUAACCCCCUAGUCACUCUGAAACAGUGAGUAAAAGCCCCCGUCAACUCGCACCCAUUCCCGUCCUUAGGUCCAGGGGUGACACAUAACCGGUUCCUGCGAGGGCCUUUUCCUUACAACCGGCCAAGGCAGCAUGAACCAGGCAGCCAUCUCCCUCUAAAGGGCUCCCGCGAUCGCAAGGACUUUCAUGGUUACCCUCAGGGAUGGGAUGGGAGGCACUGAGUGUGUGUGUAACGGUUGUUUUGGUAAUAAAAGAAACACGGGCUCUUA
Molecule: messenger RNA, 2323 nt
Organism: Prionailurus viverrinus (fishing cat)
Lineage: Eukaryota; Metazoa; Chordata; Mammalia; Carnivora; Felidae
Gene: HINFP
Product: histone H4 transcription factor
Exons: 11
Coding region: 221-1777 (518 amino acids)
Biological process (GO): anatomical structure development; regulation of transcription by RNA polymerase II
Molecular function (GO): DNA-binding transcription factor activity, RNA polymerase II-specific; RNA polymerase II cis-regulatory region sequence-specific DNA binding
Source: RefSeq, a predicted model, not a curated record